ACCAAAGAAGCACAAGUGUUAUUACCUUGCAGCUCAUGUUGACAAAAAACUGCACUGCCCAUUUCUCUUAGUUGGGCUGCGAAGAGGAAGGAAACACAAAACACGAAACACACACACACACACACACACACACACACACACACACACGCACACGCACACCCUCAUUUUCUGCAUGUAAAGUGUGUGUGUGUUCUUUAAAAGCCAGUGGUUGGCUGGUUUUCCGGACAUGAUGUGGUUGAAGCUGUCAUCGUAAUGGAAAUUCAUUGCUGUAGCUGUGGUAAAUCGAGUGUUCUGCCCGUGCUGGAUGCAUUAGUCUAAUGAGAUGUUUGCAGCCGAGCGCGGCUGCUGGAGAGUAACUGAGCAGCUGGAAGAUAGCUUUCGCGAUACGCGGGUGCGUGUGCCCAAAGUCCUGAUCUGAGUCAACCCUCCUGGCCGACACCCUAAUCAGGGCUCUGUGAACGAGCUGUAGGACCCCCUGGUUACUUACCUUAUUCCAGCAAGAGACAACUGCUAUCACAAUUGUUAUUAUUUUAAGAACACUUCCAGAGACGUUUUAUAUGUGUGCCUAGCACUUUUGCCCCUGUGCGCUUGGCCACCUCCGUCUGUAAGACUGGCACCAGCCGAGAUGCAGACACAGAGGAUCCCCGGGAGGAAGAGAGGCCGACCCCCACUUCACUCCGCACCUAUGACCAUGGCGGUUCACAACCUGUACUCGGCUCCCACCGGUUCCUUGCCAGCAGUGAAGAUCCCCAAGAGGAGAGGGCGCAAACCGGGGUACAAGCUCAAGUCUCGUGUUCUCAUGACUCCCUUGGCCCUGUCACCUCCACGGAGUAUCCCAGAGCCUGACCUCAGCUCCAUCCCGCAGGACGCAGCCACCAUCCCCAGCUUGACGCCCCCCCAGGCUCUCACAGUGUGCCUCUACGUCAACAAGCAGGCCAACGUGGGGCCGUACCUGGAGAGGACGAAACUGCAGCAGCUCCCCGAGCGCCUGGGACCCGAGCGGCCGGCCGCUGUCCUGCAGCAGGCAGUGCAGGCGUGCAUCGACUGCGCCCACCAGCAGAAGCUGGUCUUCUCCCUGGUCAAGCAGGGCUACAGCGGUGAGCUGGUGUCAGUCUCGGCUUCUUUUGAUGGCAAGCAGCACCUACGGAGUCUGCCCGUGGUGAACAGCGUGGGCUACGUCCUCUGCUUCCUGACCAAGCUGUGCCGCAGCCUCCUGUGUGACAACCUCUUCAGCCACCAGCCCUUCCCAGGCAGCCUCGGUGCCUCUGAGAAGACCCAGGACAGAGAGGAGGGGAGGAAGGACACAGCCAAGACGGUCAUCACAGACGAGUGCCCGCUGAGUCCCGUGGGCAUGAACCGCUACAGCAUGGAGCCCUCUUCUGCCUUUUGUCAUAGAGGCUCCUUGACCUCCUCUUCUUCGCUGUGCUGUAAGAGGCUGACCUCUGGAGACGGCCACCUUGGAGGAGGCCCUACCACCACCAGCGGUUCCCGCACCAGCCCCAUGUCCUCUGGAGGCCCCUCGGCAUCUGGACUGCGGCUCUCAGCCUCCAGCCCCAAGAGGAAUGGAACCGCUCUUGAAGGAAACAGAUGUGCCUCGAGCCCCUCUCAAGACGGACAGGACACCAAGCGGCCAAGCAGCAGAAACCCUUCCACCUGGACCGUGGAGGAUGUGGUCUGGUUUGUGAAAGAUGCUGAUCCGCAGGCCCUGGGGCCUCACGUGGAGAUCUUCAGAAAACACGAGAUUGAUGGCAAUGCUCUGUUGUUGCUGAGGAGUGACAUGGUCAUGAAGUACCUGGGCCUGAAGCUGGGACCUGCAUUGAAGCUCUGCUACCACAUCGACAAGCUGAAGCGAGCCAAGUUCUGAGGUUCUUGAAAGAUGUAGGCCAACCGCACAGACCCAAGGUUAUUCUCUGCCUUCACUCAACCUGGACGACGUAGAUUCGCCUCUUGACAGUAACAGUCACAAAGACAGUCAUAAAAUAUGUGCGUCUAUGCCUUUAAGAUUCCAAACGGCCCUUCUUGAAAGGCCCCUUUGCGUUAAUGAUUUGCCAAAAAAAAAAAAAAAAUUCUAAAAGCCUAUUGCUUUUAACAUUCUGAUAUGUUUCUCCCACUAUGUAUGGUGUUUGUGUAAUGACAGUGGGGAAGUGAAUGCUGUGACCCUGGGGGCUUCAAAGUCGUUGAGAAGGACCUUGUUCCAGCAGGUUCUACAGGGAUGCCCACCUCAGUGCCACCACUUCUGCUCUGACUUGACCUGUCUGCGUGAACCUCGCUGGAUUCAGCUCUGGGAGAUUUCUUCUGAGGAUCACUACCUUGCCUGGCACUCUCUGGAAAGCCUGAAUUUUCCUGUUCUCUGAAAGAGAGAUGUUAGUCCUGCGUGGAUGAAGUACCAUGUUGAGCCACUAGAGGGCAGACUGCUAAUGAGAUUUCCGGACCCACUGACCGCAGCCGCAUGCUUGCUCAUAUCUCAGUGGCUGGGUUAGGGUUUCUAUGAACAAGAUCUAGUCCAUAGAUAUGGGAUUAAUUGCACAGUAGCACCCCAGAGUGCAUCUCUGGAGGAAGCUGUCAUCUAGAGGGUUCCAACUCGUAUCCAAUCAUUAUCGACUGACUAGAAUUUCGAAGCAGCACUGCCCAGAGUCCUACUUGAGGCAUUGAUACAUUGUCAGGCUGAGGAAUCUUUGUGACGUGGGUGUUUCUUGGGGAAAAAAAGUCUCCACUGAUCUUUGCAA
This is a messenger RNA of Jaculus jaculus (lesser Egyptian jerboa), 2726 nucleotides long. It is a transcript of the gene Scml4, whose product is annotated as Scm polycomb group protein like 4. Gene Ontology annotation, molecular function: protein binding. The transcript is spliced from 9 exons. The record is from RefSeq and is a predicted model, not a curated record. Lineage: Eukaryota; Metazoa; Chordata; Mammalia; Rodentia; Dipodidae. The coding region runs from base 626 to 1864 and encodes 412 amino acids.